AGAGAGAGAGAGAGGAAAGGUGUGAAGGACGAUCGCUUCAUAUAUAUGUGCUUUUUAGCUCAUUUUCCACGAUCCUUGGGAAUUUUUGACAUUCUCCUCGGAAUUUGCUGUUAUUGAGCUCAAUAAUUCCUCAAUUGAAGGGGAUAAAAGACCGCAGUGGAAAUAUUGGGGUAAUGGCAAACAGAAUGAAGGAAGAUGAAAAGAAUGAGAAGAUUAUUCGGGGUCUUCUAAAGCUCCCUGCGAAUCGAAGAUGUAUAAAUUGCAACAGCCUGGGCCCGCAAUAUGUGUGUACCAAUUUCUGGACAUUUGUUUGCACCGCAUGUAGUGGAAUACAUCGAGAGUUCACUCACCGUGUGAAAUCAGUUUCCAUGGCCAAGUUUACCUCCCAAGAAGUUACCGCACUUCAAGGAGGGGGGAAUGAGCGUGCAAAGGAGUUCUAUUUCAAAGAAUGGGAUGCACAUCGUCAUACACUUCCUGAUAGCAGUAAUGUUGAGAGGCUCAGAGACUUCAUUAGGCAUGCUUAUGUGGAAAGAAGAUAUACUGGGGAACGGGGCACCGAUAAGCCUCCAAAGGGUAGAAUGAACGACCAGGAGGAUGCCUAUGAAAAUAGAAGAACUGAUACGUAUCGUGGGAGUUCUCGUAGUCCCCCAUAUGAGGACACAUACGACCGACGUCAUAAUGAUCGACCUGCUCCUCGGAAGGCUGAUCAAGAGAGAGGAUAUGACGACCGUUAUUCUAGAUAUGAUGAUAAAAGAAGUCCUGGUCGAUAUGAAUAUGAUCGGCCUUAUCAGGAAAAUCAACGGUAUGGAGAUUCCUACAGGAGAAGUCCUGCACGAUUUGAGGUCGUAGAUGAUAGGCGCCGAGAAGAUAGAUCUGCAAAUGGAAAUCAGAACAGAAGCGAUGAUGUGCAAUUCAAGCCUGAAGAGAGGUCACCCAACUCUCAAAAGAGUUCGGAUGUCGCUAGUCCACCAGCAGUUCGACCUGUUAGGGAUAUUUUGGGGGAUGAUGUUCCACCUUUACGGGUUGGUGAUCCCCCAAGACCAAGUGGUAGCAGGGGUCUAGAUCCCCCUCCUCAGACACAGAGGACUGCAUCUUCAAGCAGCAUGGGAUCCACUGAUGGGAACCCACCAGAACUGAAAAGGCAAAACUCGGGAAGUCUGAUCGAUUUCAGUGCAGUCCCUGAACCUCCUCCUGCUACUCCAAUACAGCAGGACCCAUUUGCCUCCCCACCAGUUCCUCAAUCCUCAACCACUCCAGUUGUUGAUGGAAAUGACUGGGCUUCUUUUGAUUUUAGUUCUCAGGAAAAGGUGGCUGCCGCACCUUCUACUGCACCAGCUGCUCCAGCUUCCGCAAUUUCGCAGUUACUAACCCCUACCACUGGACCAGUAGGCAGUGUCUCUAUGCCAUCCAUGGGUGGACUUGAAUCAUUGGCAAGUAAUGGGCAAUGGCACUUUGCACAGCAGCAGCAACCUCAACAACAAGCACCUUCUUUCUUUCCAAUUGUACAACAGCAGCAACCUCAGCAACAACAACCUUCUCUCUUUCCACUUGCACAGCAACAACAAUCUCAGCAGCAACAACCUUCUCUAUAUCCACCUACGCAGCAACAGCAGCCUCAGCAACAACCACCUUCUCUCUAUCCAUUUGCCCAAAGACAACAGCCUCAACAACAACAAGCUUCUCUCUUUCCAUCUAUACAACAACAGCAACCUCAGCAACAACAAACUUUUCUCUUUCCAGGUGCUGAUAAUCUCUCUACAACUCAACAGCUUAACCAGCCGGUUAGUGGUGCUGCAAACAGUCAGCCAUGGAACGCAUUGCCUGGACCAAGCACGCAAGCAUCUUUAACUGCACAGCCAGGACAACCAUCUCAAGUUGCACCCAAACAACCUCAAGAAACCUCACGGAAAGAUGAAUCACAACCUCCCCCACCAGAACCUAAACCAACGGGAAGGCAUGCACUUCCUGAGGAUCUCUUUGCUGCUUUCUAUUCACCAGCUCCUGUUCAUCUCCCAGCUUGGCAAGCUGGUCCACAACUUGGCAUAGGUGCUGUUCCCAUGCAAUUUCCCAAUGCAGGGGCUGCACCAAUUUUCCCAGGGCAAUCAUCGAAGUCCACCAACCCAUUUGAUCUCGACCCUGCCCCAGUUCAGAGUAGCCCUACGUUCCCAUCUUUGGUUCCACUGCAAGCAUCUCUACCAAACUUGAUUGCUGGUCAAGCCCUAAUGCGUAGUUCAAGUUUUGGUGCUCCUGUUCAACAAUGGAGAGCUCCUCAAGUUUCCACAUAUCCCAUGGCAAUGCCCCCAGGUGCUUAUAUGGCUCAACAAAUGUCAACCAGCGUGCCAUCUCUUAGUCAACCAGGACUCCCUCGGUAUGGUAGCGAGGCCUCUGCUCUAAACUCAUACGGGUCCCUCCAACACCCAGUUGCCGGUGCCCCCAAUCUUUCUUCUCAAAACUCUUUCUCUUCAUCUGGAGGAAACCCUUUUGGCUAGAAACUAGAAAGUUUUAGCCUCUCUCAAACUACACUCAAUGGGUGGAGUCUCGCCGGUUUCAUGCUUCUCUUCAGUUUUCCAGCGAAUUAAUUGCUGGAAUUUCGGGGUGCCAAUGUAAGUGUAUCUUUUCUGGCUGCCAUUUCCAGCAGCCUUGUAAGAUCAGUGUGGGGGAAGGGUGUAUUAUGUGAGUUCUGUCUUUGAGAAGGCAAAGAGUUUGUGACCAAUGUGGUGUUGUGCUCUUUGAUCACUUGUGGUUGUAUAAUCUUGCAUUGAUUUGUGUAUGGCUUUCUAUGAGGUUUCCAAGGUCCUUUUGUUUCUCUUUCUUUCCUUUGUAUUUUUUUUUUUCCCAUCUUCAGUUGGUCGUCCCUGGUGGGGGGCCGCGCGGGAGGCUGGGCCAUUAGUUUGAUGGUUCUCUCACUCUCCCAUCGGUUGGUUGAUAAUGUAAUUGGCAUUUCUGUGUUGUAUAAUUACAUGUUUUGAUGGAAUGGGCUAAUAAGACCAUAUUGAAGAAGUUA
Molecule: messenger RNA, 3004 nt
Organism: Amborella trichopoda
Lineage: Eukaryota; Viridiplantae; Streptophyta; Magnoliopsida; Amborellales; Amborellaceae
Molecular function (GO): GTPase activator activity
Source: RefSeq, a predicted model, not a curated record